Messenger RNA from Caenorhabditis auriculariae, 3167 nucleotides. NCBI's taxonomy places the organism in Eukaryota, Metazoa, Nematoda, Chromadorea, Rhabditida, Rhabditidae. The record is from the annotation of a GenBank genome assembly.
AUGCUUCCCCGCGGAAGUAUUUUUAGGUCGGGCGGACUUGAAAAGAACCAGGGGCAGGUCUGGAGGGAUUUUUGUUCGAAAAGUAACAUUUUUUCUGAUCUGAAUAAAAUUCAAUGCAGAGAAGUUCAAUGCAGAGGAUUUCAUCUUCCAAAAAAAAACUUGUAAAAGUCGGUCAAUAUUCGAAAUUCCUUCGAAACAAUUGAAAAGAUCACGCUUAUCGACCACGUUUUGCCUUUCUUUGAACCUUGUUUCCUCACCUUCGAUGCUCAAUUUUGAUUUGUCUGAUAAGACAACUGAUAACGGGGAAAAACGAUCUUCGCUUCACUUUUAUUCUAUUCAUUUUCAGAAAGUCACAAAAAUGUCCCAAACAAAGGCACGAAGCUACUCGGUCCCAAACGCUCCCAAUUCUACAAAUUCAAGCCCAAAAUCCAGAUCCCCGACACGAGGAGAAGUCCCAAAAGGAGUCAACAAACCAAAGGUUUGUUUUCUUAUCUUUUGAGGGAAAUUUAGAAGUUUAUUCGUUUUUAAUAACUGAUUAGGGGGAGACACGCCAUUAUUCUGACAUUUUGAGAUUGAUAAAUGUCUGGAACAUGGUAUCAUUGAAAUGAAAGAUCCUUGUUUGAAGGAGAAUGGGGAAAUUUUUAAAAGGUACUGAAAGAUGCGGCGUCGUUGAGCCAUUCUCCGUGCGACCAUCGACAAUACUUUCAUGCUAAAAAUUUGAAAAUCACUCAGAUUAUGUUUAAAAUGUAUGAAAUGUAUCAAAUAAUUAAAAACACUUCUAUAACACUGAAUCUCUACGAAAUUUCUGUUCUUGUGGAGGUUUUUGAAGUUCAAAAUCAAUAUUACUCCCGACGGGCGUCCCGGGUCGGCCCGUGGUUCGAAACAGUCGCCCCGGGCGGUCCGACCCGCAAAGGGAAAAUGUAAAAAAUGGGAAAAGCUGGAGAGUAUCUAAGAAGAAAGGGAUUUUUUUGAGAAAGCCCCGGUCCCCCUCAGCUUUUUGCGAGCGAAAAAAAGUUUUGAAAAUGUACGGAAAAAAGUUUCGGGAGUAGACCGCACUUAGGCCGCACUUUUUUUCGGGGGUAGGCCGCACUUUUUUUCGGGGGUAGGCCGCAUGUUUUCGGGGGUAGGUCGCAUUUUUUUCGGGGGUAGGCCGCAUUUUUUUCGGGGGUAGGCCGCAUUUUUUCGGGGGUAGGCCGCAUUUUUUUCGGAGGUAGGCCGCACUUUUUUUGGGGGGUAGGCCGCACUUUUUCAGGGGUAGGCCGCAGUUUGAGGGGGUAGGCCGCCCUUUUUCGGGGGUAGGCCGCAGUUUUUCGGGGGUAGGCUGCACUUUUUCAGGGGUAGGCCGCAGUUUGAGGGGUAGGCCGCAGUUUGAAGGGAUAGGCCGCACCCCGGGGUGGUUCCAGCCGAUGUAUGCCUCCCCCUCCCCCCUAUCAGUAGCUCUACUUCCGGCCAAUUACAAAAUUCUAAUUUUAGCCCUCUUUAUCGAGUAUUUCACCAGUUCCUGUUCAUUAACUCCCUACUUAAGGCUAAAAAAAGACAUAUUUAUCUAACUAAAAAGUGUGAUCAGUUAAUUAUAGGCCGUUAUCGACAUUCCAGGGCAAGGAAGAUUUUCUACAUUGUUUACUCAAAAGCUUUUCUCAAAAUAGAAUCGAUAACAAGAGAUACUGUAGGGCGAUGCAAAGUUUCAGUGAUUAAAGGGCUUAUUUUUGAGAAGACCUUGAUUCUUCAAUCAGUACAGGGACAGAUAAAAAGUCAAAAAAAUUUUCAAAGAAAAAAAAAAAGAUCUGAAGGGUCCUUUUGGUAACGCGGAACGGACGUGCUCCGAACGUUUCUGAGCAUCUCAAGGGAUCCCUUAAGAGGCCUGACGCUACUAAAGUGGCCACUAAACGAUUUGCAUCCGUUCAGCGUUACCUCCGAGUAAAAACUUUCUUGAAAUAGGAAUUUUGGAAAAUGGGAUCAAACUGAUUUUUUUCCUGGUAAACUUACUUGAAGUGGCCACUUUAGGGAUUCCUAAAUGCUCUUCCCGAGUUAUCUUCUGACUGGUUAUUUAGUCAAAAUCUGUUAUUUUCGUCUAAGAGCUCUCUACUGGUACCUUAAGGGAUUCGAAUCAGAAAUAAGCAUGGUUUGAGUAAGAAAUUUAGUGAUUCUGAGAAAUUUUUAGUGGCCACAAUAGGGUUUAGACGUUUUAGUGGCCACUAUAGUAGUCAAGUUAGUGGUCACUUAAGGGGUUAAAUGUAAUGGCCACUGUAGAGGUCUAAGUGCUACUACUAGAGCAUUAAAAAUUUUAGUGGCCACUUUAGGGGUCAAUGGAUCAACAUAACUGGUCCAAUCCGUUUUUUUUUAAAUUAUCAGAGUUACUGGAAGGAAUAGUGGAUGAAAAACUACUGAAGUGGCCACUAAAACGGAAAUAGUGGUCACUAUAGAAGUGGGUUUAGUGACUUUGGGGGGUCCACUUCAUUCAAUCAAAAUAAAAUCCUGCUCAAGAACCUCAAGUGAAAACUCCAGGGACUCCUUCCCAAGUGGUCCUUCAAGUAAAACUUGCGAUGCCUUUCGAUUCAAAUCACAUUAUAAACUUGGAAAUCUGACAAGGUUUACUAUAAAAUUAGGAAUUUUCCGAAAAUUGGCCUGAUCCAUCAAAAAAACAGGUCAUUUUUAGAAUCUUAGCCCUUGAGAUUGCGCAAAUUAGAAAUUUGUGCAGAUUGGAAUAUCGAGGACCUUUAUUUGGUACAUCUAUUUGACCAGAAAAUUCCCAAGCGCAACUUUCAAUGACUUUCCCCGUAUGACAAUUGCUCUGAAAAAGCUCCGUGAGUGACCAAGUGACUACUUGUACCUCAACCCUUGAGUGAUCCCUUGAAGCGUUUUUUGAUUCGAUCUCAAGCUUCAUCAACCACUGAGAAAAAUACUCCAAAAAAAAAGUCAUUUUAUCCUAGCUAAAUUGUUUGAAAUCAAACCAUCCCGUCUUUAAUCAGCUUCUACUUUAAAAAAAAUCACCUAAAACCCAACCAGAAACCGGAAAAUGACCCAUUUUCCAGUUCACACCAGCGAUGCCGCCACGUUACCAGUACACCAUGCAGAGGUACACCCAAAAGCGAGAUUCCACCGAGGAAAAAAAGAAGGCCGCCAAUGAGCCGAUGCCAAGACCACAAGGCUUUCUAACCGCCUUCUGA